CGCUACCGCCGCAGCGCCUCGCCGCGCUCCGCCGGGGCCCGAAACAAAGCCAAGCAGCACAGCAACAGCAUGGGCGGCCCCACCGCGAACACGACCGACGUCACGUCCGAGAACGUCCACGGCACGAACCCGCAGAGAAUAGUUGAGAAAAUUUUGAGGACGAAAGUCUACGCGACGCAGUACUGGAAGGAAAGUUGUUUUGGCCUGACCGCGGAGACGUUGGUGGAUCGAGCUAUUGAGUUAUCCCAUGUGGGAGGCACGUACGGCGGCACGAGAAAACCGACCAAAUUCAUGUGCUUACUCCUGAAGAUGCUGCAGAUCCAGCCCGAUUUGGAGAUCGUCGUCGAGUUUGUGACCAAUGAGGACUACAAAUAUGUACGAGCAUUGGGUGCGUUGUACCUGCGCUGCGUCGGCCGGCCGGCGGACAUUUAUCGCUAUUUGGAACCGUUGUAUACGGACUACUCGAAGCUGCGAGUGCGGACGUUCGAAGGGUGGCACAUCACUCAUUUAGAUCAAUUUAUUGAUGAAUUGCUGACCGAGGACUACGCGUGCGACAUUGCGUUACCACACUUGCCGAAACGAUGGCAUUUGGAGAAAGCAGGGCAGCUCGGUCCUCGGGUGAACUCUGCCGCGGGCUUGGACGGUGACGAGGAAGUUUCUGAAGAGGAGGAAGAAGUGGUCCAAGAGGAGGCGAUCGUCGGGCGGCUGAAAAUGAAGGGUGGUUCUUCUAAGAAAAGGCGGCGCGAGGAGGAAGCAGCACCGGCGCAGGACGAGGAUCGGGUCGCGGACGGCCACGACCUGGACAUCGAGGCGACGAAUGCUCUGAGAGCCAAAUUAGGCCUGAAGCCCCUAAGAACAUAG
This is a messenger RNA of Pelagomonas calceolata, 861 nucleotides long. Lineage: Eukaryota; Pelagophyceae; Pelagomonadales; Pelagomonadaceae. The record is from the annotation of a GenBank genome assembly.